AUGUGGACUCGACUAUUAUUUGUCGCGGCCUUCCUAUAUAGUGCAGGAGCGCUACCACUCAGCAGUUUGGAUUUGUACGAGGCUUCAAUUCCAGAACUGGAGUUUGGAUUGGAUAGUGGGCAUUUCACAAGUGUAGAUUUGGUCAAGGCGUAUCUGGGGCGUAUUGACCAAGUAAAUCAUGUUGGUCCCAAACUCAACGCAGUCAUUGAAACCAACACGUACGCUAUAGAGCAAGCACGCGUGCUUGAUAUAGAGCGCAAAAUGACCGGUAAACGUUCGAUUCUGCAUGGUAUCCCCAUCUUGCUCAAAGACAAUAUUGCAACGUUGGCGGGCGAAGGAAUGAACACAACUGCUGGAUCCCAUGCAUUAUUUGGGUCAAUUGUACGCAACGAAGCUACUGUGGCUGCCAAAUUGAGAAAGGCGGGAGCUAUUAUCUUGGGAAAAACUAAUCUCCUUCCUCUGACUCCUCGAGGUAACAUUCCGAUUGGAUGGUCUGGUCGGGGAGGACAAACUACAAAUCCAUAUUUCCCUGGAGCAAACCCAUGCGGGUCCUCUUCUGGGAGUGGCGUCGCCAUGGCCAUUGGCUUAGCAGCUGGGUCGUUGGGUACCGAGACCGACGGGAGUAUCACUUGUCCUUCGAGCUUCAACAAUGUUGUUGGGAUAAAGCCAACAGUAGGAUUGACUUCUAGGGCCGGAGUUAUUCCUAUUUCAAUUCACCAGGACACAGUUGGGCCGAUUGCAAGGUCUGUUACUGACGCCGCCAUUAUUUUGACCGCUAUUGCUGGCCGGGAUGGACGGGACAACUUUACAAGUAAUGCGCCCGACCCUGCCCUAGAUUAUACCCGCUUCUUAGAUCCCCAAUCGCUAAAGGGCAAACGCAUUGGCGUUCCUCGAAAGUUUUUCAUGGACACCACGUUGGACAUAGUUCAUCCAAGUAUAAAAAUCGAGUUUGAGAAAGCUUUGGGUAGAGUUAAGGAAUUGGGUGGAGUCAUCGUCGAUCCUGCAGAUCUUCCAAGUGCCGAAGAAAUUCUUACUAGUCGAGAGGUUUUCACAAAUAAAAUUCAGUUUAAGGUUGCCUUGAACGCCUAUAUCGCAAGCCUGGAUCAUGUUCCAACAAAUGUGACAUCAGUGGCAGAUAUCAUCAGAUUCAACGAUGCGCACAAGGAACUGGAAGAGACCGAAGGCCACGAAGAUCAGUCAGGGUUGAUUUUGUCCGAAGCUACUUUGGGUUACAACUCGACGUACCAUGAAGCUCUCCGCCAAAAUUAUCUAAUAGGUCGGGACAGAGGGAUCGAUGCUGCACUCAAAGACAACAACCUCGACGCUUUAUUACUGCCUAGCGAUGGGCAUACUACGAGACCUGCGGCUAUGGCUGGCUAUCCAAUUGUCACGGGUGAGCUUCCACCCCCAGACACCAAGCCGCUCCCAGAGACUCAAGCUCCUUACGAAACACUAUACCCUGCUCCCGGGAUCCCGUUUGGCCUAUCGUUCCUGGGACUGCAUAUACAGAACCUAGCUUGA
Rhizoctonia solani is the source of this 1521-nucleotide messenger RNA. Its product is annotated as amidase. The record is from RefSeq and is a predicted model, not a curated record. NCBI's taxonomy places the organism in Eukaryota, Fungi, Basidiomycota, Agaricomycetes, Cantharellales, Ceratobasidiaceae. Bases 1 to 1521 code for a protein of 506 amino acids. The transcript has 11 exons.